GCUUGCUUUGCUUUAGGUACAGUUCUGUCUCUUUUUUUUUGUUCGGCUUUGGUCACACACACACACUUGUUUACAACGCAAACCUUCUUCUCCAAAACCAAGUUCUCAGUUUCUCUCUCUGUUACGCACUAAUCUUCUAUUCAUUCUCUCUAUACCUUUUUUUUGACUCGAUGACGGUCGCCGGCGAAAUUUUCAAGGGGUAAAUAGUGUCCCCGGAAUAAGACGGGAGAACGAGAUCUAAUUCAACCAAUUGGAAGUUUUUAUCGGAUUAAUUUGGGGUUUGCAUUGGUCAGAAGGACCUACUGGUUUUGAGGAUGUGUGUUUUGAUUGUUUGAGGAUUUAAUGGAACAAGUAAAGAGAUGGAGAUUGUUUUGGAGCAAUCUGUCUAUUGAUACUGGGACACUAGUUCCCCAACUGAGAAUCACCUGUUUCGUAGCAAUAAUGGCGGCUGAGGAACAAAGCCAAGUCUCUGCCUCUGCUUCUGUUGUAGAGAAUGAUGCUCAACGCCUUCGGUUGGGAUCAAGCGACUCGCUUCUCCCCGGUCUCAUCGACGACGUCGCUCUAAACUGUCUCGCUUGGGUUCCAAGAACCGACUACCCUUCCCUCUCCUGCGUGAGCAAAAAGUACAACAACCUGAUCAAGUCUGGUCACCUCUUUGGCCUCAGAAAGGAGCUGGGGAUAGUGGAGUAUCUCGUCUUCAUGGUCUGCGACCCUAGAGGCUGGCUAAUGUUCUCUCCCACGAAGAAAAAAUGGAUGGUCCUUCCCAAAAUGCCCUGCGACGAGUGCUUCAACCACGCGGAUAAAGAGUCUUUGGCCGUGGACGACGAGCUUCUCGUCUUCGGGAGAGAGCUGUUUCAGUUCGCUAUAUGGAAGUACGGUUUGAGGUCUCGGCGCUGGGUCAAGUGCGAAGGGAUGCACCGUCCUCGCUGCUUGUUUGCCUCCGGGAGCUUAGGAGGGAUCGCUAUUGUAGCCGGAGGGACUGAUAUGAACGGGAAUAUACUAGCGUCUGCUGAGCUUUACGAUUCUUCUUCGGGGAGAUGGGAGAUGCUUCCCAACAUGCAUUCGCCUCGGAGACUGUGCUCAGGGUUCUUCAUGGACGGGAGAUUCUAUGUUGUUGGAGGGAUGUCGAGCCCUAAUGUAUCGGUUACUUGCGGAGAAGAGUUUGAUCUUGAGACGAGGAAGUGGAGGAAGAUCGAAGGGAUGUAUCCGAACGUGAACAGAGCGGCGCAGGCUCCGCCUCUCGUUGUGGUGGUGAACAACGAGCUGUUCACGCUCGAGUACUUGACCAACAUGGUGAAGAGGUAUGAUAAGGAGAGGAACAAGUGGGAAGUGAUGGGAAGGUUGCCGCCGAUGGUGGACUCGUCCAACGGUUGGGGGUUGGCGUUUAAGCCGUGCGGGGACCAGUUGUUGGUUGUUUGCGGGCAGAGAGGGAGUAACGGUGAGGGUGUUGUUGUGAAUGCUUGGUGUCCGAAGACGGGAGCUAGAGAUGGGAACUUGGAUUGGAAAGUGAUUGGUGUUAAAGAGAAUGUUGGUGUCUUUGUUUAUAACUGCGCGGUGAUGGGUUGUUAAAGUAAAAGAAAUCAAAUCUCUUUUGGUUUCUUCAACUUGGAAGUUCGGUUCUUUGUAUUACAACAUCAGAUCUUGUCUCUGGUUCGGUCUUCAGCUUGGAAGUUUUUGUUGUUUUAUUUUCUUCUGCUUGGGAUUAACAUGCUUUUGUGUUUGAUUCUGUUUUUAAUUUUAUUUGUGUAAACUGAAAAAAAGAAAGAAAAUUCAUUACUCUUCAAAAUUUACCUCCUUUUAAAGCUUUUUUUUUUUAUCAUUUUACUUGAAUAAAAAGGGAGAAAAUUUUCCAGUAUGUAUAUUGAUGUAAUGGUUUUUGGUAAAAAUAAUAAAACUAUAUAUGUGAAAACUGUUUAGUGUUUGCUACAAAAUAAUAUGAACUCUCUGAAGCUAGCUUCAUGAUUCACGUGUUUAGCCCAAUGAAAAACGGGCUUUGCGAGUUAUCUAUUACUAGCCCUAUUGGACGUUUAAAACGGGUUUUAAAUAAUAACAUCUACACUCUACAUGAUCGAAGUAUAUAGUUUUCUUUUGUCGGCAGUAUAAAGUAUAUACUUUUAAGAUUUGAUAUCAUUUGGAGUUCUGUACAUCUAUAAAGUAUUUGCUCAUCGACAGGUCAGCAAACGUACAAGCGACAAAGUAUGAUGUAGAUAUCGUUUUCAUGUCCGAACUUCUCAGUAGUCCCAAAGUUAAGAUAAUGACGUGUGGGAUCUAGUUAAUCAAUUUUAUUUUCGUGUUUACAUGAUCUAUUGAAUCUGAUUUUCGUGUUUACAUACAUGCCUUGUAUUUGCAAUUUUUUUCUUAAUUUAGUCGUGUGUUCCCAAACGAACUAGUAUUUGAACAUUUGCUUUUUGCAUGCGUGAGAGAAACUUAACGUGUGAUACGAAUUUGAACAUACUUGCAAUUAUUCAGCACAUGAGUUUACGUAUAAUAAGUAUUAAUGGGGGAUUUCAAAUGUUAUGUAUUGCCAUGGCUAAGAAAAAGAAUUGAAAUUUGUGGUAGAUUGAUGAAUUUACAUGGGAUUUUUGCCCAGUAAAAGUGAACAAAUAAAUAAUAGCUUUAAAGUAAAUGAACAAACUAUUAAUUAUGUUAGAGUUUAUUAUCCAACCUAUUUUAAAAACUCUAAUGAAAGACCAAAAUGCUGAAUACAGUCCCACAAAGUUACUUUUGGAAUAAUAAUUUUGUUAAAAGAUAAGAAUACACAAGUUUCAAAAAAAAAAAAAAGAUAAGAAAAAAUUUUCGGAAAAGACAAAUUUUAUGGUUUUGUCGAAAUCCCACUAAGGUCAUUGUAAUGCAGAUUUUAUUUUAGUCUUACUUAUUUUAUAGAAUCUUGUAGUUGGUGCUUUCUCCCAAACAAUGGGUCGUCGAGCAUGAUACGUACUCACGUCUAUGUACAUAAUUAGUCUACACAUGUUACGUUUAGUCAUACACUUUGUUUAUUACUCCAUGUUUACUUUGUUUUAGUUAUCACUUAUCCUACGAAGCUGUCUUUUUUUUUCUGAACCCCAUCCAAUCGCUCACAUCGGUAAUAAACUGCGAUCAAUGACUUUGCACGGCAUGGUUUCCAAUCUAGGUUUAAAAUUUGUGGUUUUCUGAAGUUUUAGUGACUGGCAAAUAAAAUUUAUAGAUUUAAUAUCAAAGAAGAUAUCAAAUAUACUUUUCAACAUUGGAUCAAAUACACACUUAUCAUUUGUAUCAUAUAGAAACCUAUAUAGUUUGUCAGAAAGUCAUCAAUAACUCCUAAUUAAUGCUACGGAGCUUAUUCUGAUACAUGUAAAGAUUUCUACAAUCAUUAAAGAGAAACACAAUCCUAGAGAGAGAGUGAGCUUUGCCUACCAAUAUGUUUUAAUUAGCCUUUGGUGUGUUGGCCAAUUCUGGUGUUAGGUUUGGAUGACUUAGGUAUAUGCUACUUUCACGUAGUCGGUAGGUUUGGCCAAUCAGAUAUAUUUUCGUAUUUAUUUUAGGGUUUUUCGAUGUUUCUUUUUCUAAAAGAUGAAGAUCGACGAAACAAUUACUGCGCAAUUAAGUUAAAAAUUUGUCGACUGCAGAGUACUAGAGAAAUUUAAAAUUACAACUAUUUCCUCUUUUUCAGAAAGUUUAAAUACUAGUGGUCUAAAACCCAUAUUUGGAACUACAUUAGAAGCUAGUCGGACAGUAAUUCUGAACCUACCGAAAAAUCAGAGAGUACUCGAAAGUUACACGAAGUCUAGUUUUAAAUACAAUUUAAUACUUUCUCCGUUUUUUUAAUAUAAGUCGUUUUAGAGAAAUAUUUUUGUUCCAAAUUAUAUGUCGUUUUCGGUUUUCUAUGUAAAAUUUAUUAAUAAUUAAUGUUGUAUAACCAAUGGUAAUAUAUCUUCUAUUUUUUUAUUGGUUGAAUUGUGGUUAGGUAAAUAAUUAAUGAUGCUUUUGUUUAGAAAAUAUAAAAAAUUAAUAAUUUUCUUAAUCUACGUGCAUAAGUGUAAAACGACUUAUAUUAAAAAACGGAGGGAGUAUAUUUAUAAUAUAUUUAGUUAAUUUUAAACAUGAUGACACAAGUUCUUAGACAUAAUUAUAUAACUUUUUAUAUAUAAUUUUAAACAGCCUCUUUUUGGUUCGUAAAUAGUGUAUUUGGUACGAAAAAAAUUCUUAAAUGUAGUAUGUAUAUGUUUGUUUUGGGUUUGAUAGCUAAUUUUAGUUAUUUAGUAAUGAAUAAUUACAUAAAAUCUGUCAAUAAUGAGUAAAAAAUAAUCAACCGUGUCUCAAUUUUACACGGAUGGAAAAAAACUUAAGCAGUCAACGCGGAAAUUAAACGGUCUUACGCGGGAACGCCUGGCUACACCGAUUUAUACAUAUUCGCCGCGGUCAACCUCCAAACAGUACCUAAACGACCGCGUUUUCAGACAGGGUCUAAAACUAAAAAAUUUAGUACUCGUAGAAAAUAAUAUAUUUAUCAAUUUAACAUGUUUUUUGUGAAAGACAAAAAAUAUAUUAAAAACAGAGAAAGAAUUGUUUAGAAUUUUUGUUCAAAAUUUAGAUUUUAUUAUUCAGAUUUUAGAUAUUAACAUAAUUAAUACAUUAAAAUAACUUUUACGAGGAAACCAUAUGAAAUUUCACAAGUUCUAAAAACAAUUAAUAUGAUACUUCAAUUGAGAAACCCUAAUUAACUGUGUAUUCCGACAUUUUUCUAACGCUCUAUUUCCAAGAUGUAACACACAAGUUUAUCAACUUACUAUUGAAAAAAGUACAGAAGUGUUAUUUUCAUCAAAGUAAAAAUGUUGAAGAUAUUUGACACAUAACAAACUAUACUACUUAAUUAGUUUAAAUUUAUUUUUAUCAAAAAGUCUAACUCAUAUUCUCAUACCUACAUUUUACUAGGAUAUGAUUAUACUGUGAUAGUAACACAUUAAUAAUGUUCUUUCUAUUUCAUAAUACAAGGAGUUUUUUUCAAAAUAUAAAUUGUUCACAUUUCUAUAUAAUUUUUUCAAUUAUUAAGUAUAAUGUAGCCAACCAAAUUAUAUAUAUUUUUAUGAUUAGUUCAAUUAUAUUAAAUAUAUAUAUAUAUAUAUAUAUAUUAAAUGCUACCUUUAAAAUAAUAUGUAUAAAAUUUGUGUGUUUUAGCUAAAUCUACCAAUAUUAUAAAACAAAGAGAAUACUAAAAUUGUGACUGAAUAACAAGUUAAAUGAAAUGAAAAAGUUAAACUAAGGAGAAAAAAUAAAAGUGAAACCCAACAUAAAUCUUUUUUCUCUAUUAAUCUAGAAAAAAAGUUACUUCACUUUAUUUCUUUUUACCGUAGCUUGGCUGAAAACAUAUUUGUUUUCAUUGGAUAAAAACAGAACUAUUCAGCCGAAAUUUUUUUACUCCACUUUGUUAACACUAAACAUGUCAUUGAUUUAUAUUCUAAUAGAAAAGGUGAUUGGUGAUCAACCCUAGCUGGCAAAAUUAAUUUGUAAGAAUAACAACUUUUAAAAGGUGUUGAGAAAAAAUACUUUCAGAAAAAGGUUAUUAGUUAUAGUUUCCCUACCACUAAAUUAUGUGUUCCUUAAUUUUGACUCCCAUCUGUCAUAUUUUUGAUAUGCAUCAUUGUAGAAUAUUUAUUUUUUUGAUCAUAAUUAUUAGAAAAAUUAAAAUUGACGUGUAAGAUGAUUCAAACACAUACAGAGACACAAGUGUUGAACACAAAAGUGUGUUCAAUAAAGAACAUAUAAAACCUUCAGCUUAACACCUCAGUAUUAUUCUGGCCAUCAUUUCUAAGCAAGUAAAAAAAGCAUGUGUAAGAACAUUUAUACAAAUACAGGGACACAAAUCUUCAAUAAAGAACGUAUAAAUCGUCCAGCUUAACACCUUCGAUGAAGACUGGCUGAUUUUGAAUCCAAGUCAAGAUAGCUUUAAUUCGUGUAAGUGAUUACUCCUAAAAAGUUUUAAAAGCAGUUUUUUUUUGGUAAAAAUGUUCAACUUUUAUACUAUUUUCAGUUGUUUUGACGGUAGUAGACAAAUUGAAACUAAACAAUACAGGAGAGAGAAGAAGAGAGCAAUGUCUAAUACCAUCUCCGAUAAUUUAUUUUAUUUCUUACUCUAAAAUAAAGUAACUCUAUAAUAGAAUUUGAGUUUGCUAUAAUGGUAUUUUAUUUUAGAGUAAAAAAUAGAGUGAUGAAAAAAAACAAAUUACUCUAUAUUCGAAGUAAACCUAUUCUUAAUUCUAUUAUAAAACAAAAAAUAGAGUAUUAUUAUUUUUAUUCUAAACUUUAUUUUAAAGUGGAAAAUAGAGUAGAAUUAGAGAUGCUCUAAAACAUAUAAGGAAUAUUGGACAAACUUAAGACCAUACAGCUAAAAAGCAGAAGAGAUCAGGCGGCAGCUUGACCGAGAAUAAUACAUUGCCAAAUAGGGACAAUAUCUUUGAUGAAUAAUGAGACCACACUGGAGUUUUUAAAAGUUUUAAAAGUAGUUAUUAGAAGCGCGGGAUAACAUUUUAGUUAAAUUUUCGAUUUAAAAGUUACUAAUUUUUCUGAUCUAAAUUUUAAUAUUUGAGUUUAAGAUAUUUAACUGAGAAUACUUUAUUUUAACAUCUCAUAGUGAUGGACAUUCAAAAUUUAGGUUCAUGUCAGUUAGGUUAAUUCAAUUUUCAAGUUAUUGGGGCUCGGAUGUUAAGACCCAUUUAUGAAUCAUAACUUUUCGAAUCAGAUCGAUUCGGGUGAUGUUGAGUUCGAGUCGGGUUUUUUAUUUUUUCAUAAAACCCGAAGCGAACUGAAUUAGAAAUAGUUUGGGUUUAUUUGGGUGUGUUUAUUUGGGACUAAAGCCAAAAAUUCCAAAAUCACCAAAAAAACCUGAGUUAAACCUAAAAAACAAAAAACCAGAUAAUUCAUGUAAUUGGGGUUUUGGAUAUUUUUUAAAUUUAUAUUAUAUAUAAAUUAAUACUGUUAUGUUGAUUUUCAGUUUGGUUUUUGCUCUUUGGGUUUAGAAAAGUAGAAACCAUUCAGAUUAUUGUAUAUUUUUAUCCAGUUUUAGUUCUAGUUUUUUUGGUUCGGUUUUAGUUUGUUUUUCAGAUAUUGGAUAAUAUAUCCACGACUACAGUCUCAUUAGUUUUCUUAUCUACAUAAUAUAUAUCUUACUAAAACAUGAUUGAAUUUCCUAAGAAUACCUUAUAAUAUUACUUUUGUACAAUUUAAUUUCAUCUAAAGGGAUAUUUGGUCUUUCACUAAAUUUUUCUUAUUAUUUGUAAACUUAUUCAAUAAAAUCAUUUAUGGCUUAAAUAUCAUAUUUAAAUUGCUAUAUUCAAGGGAUGUACGUAACAAAUUAACGUCAUACACUGUGAAAAACAUUUUGCAGUAUAUACACUUUUUCAAUAAUAAUUAUUAAACAUAAUAUUUCUUUCUAGCCCAAAAUGGUAACAUACCCGAUAUUAAAUAGUAUAGAUAUCUAUAUAAUCAAACUUAAUUUCAUUUAAAGCCAUUAUGGUUUUGUGGCUAUAGGUACUUUGGACAUCCAUUUUUCUUUUUAAAGCAAUUUUUUCAAAGAAAUUAUGUUUUACUUUAAAAAAGUAAAGCUACAGAAAAAAAGUUAGAAACUAAAAUAUGUUAGCUUUCAAAAUUAAAUUUUCUACAGCUUUUAUUAAGUGUUUUGAAAAUAAAUCGACAACAAAAAAAAUUAAAGCCAAAGGAAAAAAACUCACACAGCCAAUUUUUUUUAAAAAAAAAAAUAUAUUAA
Molecule: messenger RNA, 7738 nt
Organism: Brassica rapa (field mustard)
Lineage: Eukaryota; Viridiplantae; Streptophyta; Magnoliopsida; Brassicales; Brassicaceae
Product: F-box/kelch-repeat protein At5g60570
Cellular component (GO): nucleus
Molecular function (GO): protein binding
Source: RefSeq, a predicted model, not a curated record